AUGGCAGUCGUUCUCACUGACUUCGAACGGCAUGUGCGCAGCCUCGGAGUACGAUGGCGUCACUAUCUGCACGCUCAACUGCUCUUGAUCGUGGUUCUUGCUUCCAUAUUCUUCUUUAUCCCCGUCUCAGAGCAGUAUGCACCUCUUCACAAGAGGAGCUGGGGUGGAUGGAACGAGCGCGCAGACACGGAGAGAUGCUACAAGCAGGAACGGACAGCAACUUUGCUAGCUUUCUGGCUUGGCGUGUUCGGUGUAGACCAUUGGUACGCGCGUCACUGGGUUUUGGCUGUCUUCAAGACUAUUACUCUUGGUGGCCUGGGUAUCUGGGCUGUAGUUGAUGUAAAUCUUUGGAUCGUUGGCGGAUACUAUGGAACUCCUGGGUGCCCCGGUGGUAGCAAGAAAGAAUGGGCUUACUGA
Messenger RNA from Alternaria arborescens, 417 nucleotides. RefSeq lists its product as hypothetical. The transcript has 2 exons. Lineage: Eukaryota; Fungi; Ascomycota; Dothideomycetes; Pleosporales; Pleosporaceae. Bases 1 to 417 code for a protein of 138 amino acids. The record is from RefSeq and is a predicted model, not a curated record.